This is a messenger RNA of Magnolia sinica, 3201 nucleotides long. RefSeq lists its product as uncharacterized. Bases 230 to 2770 code for a protein of 846 amino acids. NCBI's taxonomy places the organism in Eukaryota, Viridiplantae, Streptophyta, Magnoliopsida, Magnoliales, Magnoliaceae. The transcript is spliced from 2 exons. The record is from RefSeq and is a predicted model, not a curated record.
CACCCCAACUAAGCUCUCUCUCUCUCUCUCUCUCUCUCUCUCUCUCUCUCUCUCAAAUAGAGCACAUGCGCCAUAUACACCACAUACACCAUACAAACCAACAACUCCUACAACUACAAGAACACCCAAAAUACUUCUCUCCCAAAAUACUUUUCUCUCUCUCUCUCACUAUCUAUCUAUCUAUCUAUCUAUCUUUCUAUCUAUAUUGGGGGAGUGUGUAUAUGUACCUAUGGCUAUGGUGAUGGAUGAACAGCAGAGUUUCAAGCACUAUUGUAGGAUUUGCAAGAAAGGGUUUGGUUGUGGAAGAGCUCUAGGGGGACACAUGAGAGCCCAUGGGAUUGGCGAUGAGCUAAGCCAUGCCGACGAUGAUGAUCUGAUAAACGACUGGGAAGAUAAGCUUGGAGGGAAUCCGCAGUCCGGGAACAAACGGAUGUACGCGUUGCGAACAAAUCCCAACCGUCUAAAGAGCUGUAGGAUCUGUAGGAACUGUGGCAAGGAGUUCUUAUCAUGGAAAUCAUUCCUUGAGCAUGGUAAAUGUAGUUCGGAUGACGCGGAGGAGUCGCUUGUUUCAUCGCCUGAAUCGGACGAUGAAGAUAGGGCAGGAUGGAAGGAUUGUUGUGGAUGGUCUAAAGGGAAACGGUCGAGACGGGUUGUAAAGAUGGGGAAUUUCAAUAUGAAUUGCCCGUCGAGCGAGGAGGAAGAACUGGCGAAUUGGUUGGUGAUGUUAUCAGCUGCACGGGUCGAUCCGAUGGUGGUUGAGCCGGAAGAGUCAUGCGCUUCUGCUAGUAAAGAGGAGGAGCGGCAGAGGAACUGGCCAGUCAUUGUGGCUGAUUCAAGCCGGGCUCUGGUCGAGAAGACGAAGUCGGCCACCAAAGGAAUGUUCGAGUGUAAGGCUUGCAAGAAGGUUUUCAGCUCACACCAGGCGUUGGGCGGGCAUAGAGCUAGUCACAAGAAGGUUAAAGGGUGUUUCGCGGCGAAGCUUGAUGGCCGUGAUGAGAGUUUGAUUGAAGAGGAUGUGAUUACCCACGACGAAUUCUCGAUACCGUCCAAGUCCACGAUCAUGCCAUUGAAUCAUGUCGACCAUACCACGCUAACCAUCCCUUCGAAAAGGAAAUCGAAAGUGCACGAGUGCUCGAUUUGCCACCGGAUCUUUACAUCCGGACAGGCGUUGGGCGGACACAAGAGAUGCCACUGGGUUACUUCUAACUGCCCAGAUACUUCAGUUGCUAGGUUUCAUCAGCUGCAAAACCACAGCCAACACCUCCAUAAAAAACCCAUGUUGAAUAAAUCCGAGCCGCUCGAUCUCAACAUGCCGGCCCCAGUCGAUGAAAUGGGUGGGCCCCAGAUGGAUACAGAGAACCCAUUAAGCUUUCAGGUACCCAUGGCUAUUUAUUUACAACAAUGGAUAGGAUUGAACUCAAACAACAACAACAACAACAACAACAAGUCUAGUUCUAUGGCAGUGGCACAUGUGGAUGAUGAAGCAGAAAGUAAAAUCAAGCUAGCAAAGCUAAGUGAACUAAAGGACAUGAACAUGGGUAGUGGUUCUUCUCCUUGGUUGCAGGUAGGGAUUGGUUCAACUGCCAGUGGGAGUGGUGGGAGAUAUAUAGAAAGCAAGCUAGAAGAGGGAGAGAGACUCCAGCAAUACCUCCAUCUUCCUUCAUCAUCACCAUCUAGUCUUCUUCUUCAUCAUCUAUCUGCCAUGGAAAAGCAUACUUGCAAGCUCUGUUCUAGAAGCUUCUCAAAUGGGAGAGCGCUGGGUGGUCACAUGAGGUCUCACGUGAGCCCCCUCCCACCUUCUCCUCAAGCCAGGAAAAUCCAAGUAGAAGAAAUCCAGAACGAGAAUGAAUAUUCAUCUUCUUCUUCUUCCUCGUCGUCGGAAGAAGAAGAGCAAGUAGAAGAAGAGGAAGAUGAAGGGAAGUCUCUCUACUACGGCCUGAGAGAAAACCCCAAGAAGAGCUUCCGGCUCGUGGAUCCUGAGUUCUCUUUUGCUGCUGACGCCGGCUGUGUAGUCCAGGACAGAGAGAGCGAGACCGAGUCGUCUAAGAACCCGGUCCGCCACAGACGAUCCAAGAGGCAGCGCAGAUCGACCGUUUCGGAGCUCAAUCUCAAGGUCAAACCCAAACGCGAACUCGAGCUCGAGCCCGAGCCUUUGAGCUCGGUAUCCGACACCAUACCUGAAGAAGACGUCGCCCUCUGUCUGAUGAUGCUUUCCAGGGAUAUUUGGAUGAGAGAUAGCAGCAUCAAAGCAUUCGAGGAAUCUGAAGAAGAAAACGAAGAAGAAGAAGAAGAAGAAGAAGAAGAAUCUCCGGAAGAGCUGAAAUUCCGCCCAAGGCGCCGAAGCAAGCACCAGUGCGGGACAUGCAAAAAGGUGUUCCGCUCGUACCAGGCAUUGGGGGGACACAGAGCGAGUCAUAAGAAGAUAAAGGGCUGCUCUUCCUCAUCGGUCCCUUCUCCUCCCCCUCUGAUGAAAGCUCGAGAAUCGAUCCCAGUCGCUGGAAAUGUGGGCCCUACCGACCAUCAGAGGAUCCACCAGUGCCCUGUCUGCUUCAGGGUGUUCAGAUCGGGCCAGGCGCUCGGCGGUCACAAGAGAUCUCAUCUUACCGCCUCUGCUUCCUCUCCAGUUUCAUAUCCUGCUCCCCCCGCUCCCGCCAUUGCUUCUCCAAAGUUCGCCGACAGCUUCAUAGAUCUCAACCUGCCCGCGCCGAUCGAAGACGACGACAUGGUGUCGGCAGUGUCCGAUGCCGAGUUCAUCGAUCUCCCUAAGUAAUGGACCGGACCGGAAUUUCAGUGCAUUUCAAUGCGAAUCGGAGGCGAAUUGACAUCGAUCUGGCGACAUGACGAACCGAAUCAGAGCUGAUCUCAGCACGUUUCAACGCUCAUCAGAGGUAAAUUCUCUGUUUACUUCGAUCUGCGAAUUGGGGAUGCAAUUUCUUUGUAUUUACAGAUUUCUCCUUUCUACUUCUUUUUCAUCCUAUGCUCUUUUUUAUUAAUUUUUGUGAGCUUUUUCUUUCUUUCUUUUUCUGACUGUAAUUCAUUUCUUUUCUUUUUAAAAUUUUUGGGAUUUGUUAUGCUUAAGUGCUGUUAUUUAGUGUAACAACUGAUCAAUGGAUCCAUUCAUAGCAAACAUGUUUUUUUUUUUUUUUUCAAAAUUUAAUCUUUUUUGGGUUUAUUUUUCGAAAUGGAAUUUCUCUGCAGCUC